UAGCCCGACUCACGAAAGACUCAGACUCAUAUCUUUGCUAAUUCCAAGCUGUCAUAGCCCCCUCGUUUCCGAGGAACGCAGAAGCUCGGAGCUCCAGGAGUGGCCUAGGAGUGGUUGCCUGGCGGGUGGUUGGCAUUUUUUGGGAGAUUCUCAAGUCAGUUGUUUGAUCUUUUCUUACCCAAAAAACAGGUUCCGUUGGCAGUCAUGUGCGUUUUUCCCGUGCGAUGUCCUCCCGGGCAGUUGUGGGGUCAGAAAUCGACCGUUUGACACAGACAUGUGCCGAUGACAUGUCUGGGUCAUGAAGGAAGGCAGGUUUGCAGGAAACGGAGUACACACGGUGUAAUUUGUACUUAAAUGAAACAACUAACUCGAGGUAAUUUUGAUAUGUUUGUCUCUCCCACCCUGUUGCUGGGCGACUUUGUUUGCUCAAGCGAUCAGCCGCGAACCUCAGCGCAACAGCAUCCUGCUUGACCGCCAUCAUGGCCAUGAAACUCCUCUUGUCCUUUGUCACAGUUGCCAUUGCAACAGCCGAGUCUACCUUGGAGGCUCUGGAGGUGGACGAUGCAUGCGCAGCCAAUGGAGAUUGCAGUCUGGAGUUGAAUCAACUUCGUGGAAUGAAGGUGAACUACCAUGACGUUUUGAUGUCUGAGGAUGAGGAUGAGGAUGAAGUGACACUUGCGGGCGGAGCAUGCACCAACACCAAGGACUUGGGCGUUUGGAAGGGGGGAGGAAGGACCAGCUUCGAUGGUGCAUUGAACCAAUGCGGUCGCUCCUGUGCGGCAGGCUUCCCUUGCACGCAAGGCUGCAUGCAACAGAAGGGAUACUCGCAGCCAUGCGCAGCCUGCAUGGCGCAUUUGGUGGAAUGCUCCCGCGACAAGUGCAUGAAUCAGUGCAUCAGCAACGACAAGAGCGCUGCCUGCACUGGCUGCGUGAGGAAAGGCUGCCGUCCAAGCAUGAAGAAGUGCAGUGGCCUGAACGCGGGGGGGCACUGAGCAUUUCAGAAGACAGAGCCUCUGACUAUCAAUGGCCCAAUGCGGUCAU
Durusdinium trenchii is the source of this 1041-nucleotide messenger RNA. The record is from the annotation of a GenBank genome assembly. NCBI's taxonomy places the organism in Eukaryota, Dinophyceae, Suessiales, Symbiodiniaceae.